Messenger RNA from Osmerus eperlanus (European smelt), 1181 nucleotides. Its product is annotated as dehydrogenase/reductase SDR family member 13-like. Bases 14 to 967 code for a protein of 317 amino acids. NCBI's taxonomy places the organism in Eukaryota, Metazoa, Chordata, Actinopteri, Osmeriformes, Osmeridae. The transcript has 5 exons. The record is from RefSeq and is a predicted model, not a curated record.
CACAGAAAGCCUAAUGGAAACCUUUUUUCUUGUUGCGGCAGUGUUGGUGUGUGUAUAUGCAGUCAUUUAUACUGUUUGUGUCAAAGGCAAAUCAUGUCAAAGCAAUGUCAAACUUUAUGGAAGAACAGUCAUUGUUACUGGAAGUAACACGGGUAUUGGGAAGACAACAGCCAUUGACCUGGCCAAGAGAGGAGCCAGGGUCAUUCUGGCCUGUCGCAGUAAGCAGAGGGGUGAGGCUGCUCUUGCUGAGAUUAAGAAGGAGAGUGGGAGCGACCAGGUGGUGUUCAUGCAGCUGGAUCUAGGGAGUCUGAAGUCUGUGCGCUCCUUUGUUGAAACCUUCCUGAAGACUGAACCUAGACUGGACCUGCUGAUCAACAAUGCAGGGAUUGUCAUGGAAGGCAAAACGGAGGAUGGCUUGGGCAUGAUGUUUGGUGUUAACCACAUCGGCCCCUUCCUGUUGACCAUCCUGCUGCUGGACCGUCUGAAGGAGUGUGGACCCAGUCGAGUGGUCAACGUGGCUUCAACAGCUCACAAUGCGGGUCAUAUUGACUUCAACUGCCUGAGCACUCACAAAGAUCUAGGGGUCGGCAGCUCAUUUCUGGAUGUUAUGAAGAUCUACAGCAACAGCAAACUGUGUAAUGUUCUCUUCACCCAUGAGCUGGCAAAGAGACUGAAGGGCACCAAGGUCACCUGCUACAGCCUACAUCCAGGUGCCAUUAACACCGAACUGACCCGGAACGCCAAAAUGUUUGCCAUUCUGAUGAAGCCCUUCUCCUUGUUACUCUUCAAGACCCCGGUACAGGGGUCCCAGACCACUCUCCACUGUGCCCUCCAGGAGGGCUUGGAGCCCCUGAGUGGACGCUACUUCUCCAACUGUACGGUUAGAGACGUGUAUGCCAAGGCCAAAGAUGACGCUGUGGCUAGGAAGGUCUGGGAAGUGAGCGAAACUCUGUGUGGCCUGUCAUGAGAAACUUUUACUAUGACUUAAGGUUUUCACUAAGGAUCCAAUGAUUUGACAUUUUUGUCAGCCACUAAUAUCUUAAAGAUCCUGUAAAGUGGACCUGAAAACGAGUUUUAAGUUCACCACACCACAGAAUAAUGUGUUAUUAACUACCCAUCCAAAUUUGAAUGAAAAAAUAACACCGACAAGUAUGUUAAAUUAGAUGUGUAUAUGUAUAAUU